AUUACUUUUAAAUUCGUAGAUGGAGCUAUUGAUGCAAAGACUGAUCAUCCAAGACAUCAACAUUAUAGUUUUAAGCAUAUUUUCAGGCUAUGCAUUUACAAUGUUUACAAACAUUGGAGUAAAACCAGCUUAUAUUUUGGGUUCUGAUGGGGUAUGAAAGUUGAACUAAGCUCAAAGGCAUUUAUACGUUAUAUUCUUCAAGAAUCAAUCUAUCGUUAAUUUAUAAGUACAAAAUUGGAUGUAGCAACUGCAGAUUGCCCUUUUAAAGCAUGAAAAUGGUCAGGUAUAGUAGCCUUCAGGAUAUAGCAGGUAUCUCUAAUUAUGAAGAUUAAACAAAGGCAACUGAUUAAAGCAAUUGUAGAUGAGAGGGCAUGCUUUUUUAGCACGGCUGUGCUGCGAUCACAGGUACGAGGCGGAUCCGAGUGCCGUAGAUCAGCGCAGUCGUGAUAAAUAAGUCGUUUAGCACAACCUCGAGUCAACAAUUGCUUUUCUACAACGGGUUACCAAUUAGAUAAAACACUUGAUUUUGAUAUGUAUUCAUAGGCUACUAUUUCAUCCCUCAAUGAAAAUAUAGGCCUAGUCCUGACACAAAUCUUGGUUGCUAGCCAAGCCGGCUGGUCGUUCAUUCUAUCCGUUUAGGUUGCCAGAGCCGUGACCCAGUCGUGAAGUCUUUUUGUUCCAUAUCAAUGAUUUUCCCUGACAUAGAACAUUUGCUCUCCUGUCAGGACCCUGUUCAGAGGUGCUAGCCAACUACACAGCAACACAGUCACUUCAAACGGAAGCAGGAAAGACCGCAAACUAGCUGCAUUUAAUUUUGUUUGAUUCAUGAUUUUGACGGGCUGAGAAAAUAUUUUGUCUCGUUUGUCUCGUCCUGACACGAUAAUCCUCGUUGGGACAGUGGAGAUAGAAUUUAAACAAAUGUCAGAGAGAAAGACGGCAACGUUUGUACAAACCCCCGUGGUUGCAAUCCAAAUGUAAUGCCUCGAUCAGACCGACAUCGUCAUUGCGUUUUGGCACACCAGAAGUACAUUCAUUUCCAAUGGAACGCUGCGUUUGCCUCGCGCUCUGUGUUCUGUGUUGUGCAUACGUUGGAUUUAUCCAACGUAUGCAUCAACUUGUAUGCAUAGACUUGACAGAAAUAGUAGCAAAAGGGGAAUGUUGAACUUUUAUUGCACACAUAUAGAGUAACAAUUUUGGAUUACAUAAUGGGAAAAGUUUGACUACAGAAUAUAUUACACAGCAUUGAUGUAAAUCGCUGUCGGUCUGAUUGAGGCGUUACGCUAGAAGCACGGGAGAUAAUGUCUAAAUGCUUUUUAUAGUGGAAAUCAAGUUAAUGAAUGGCCUGUCUGGGCUGAUGGUACAGUGGAUGCGCAGUGAUUUCUCUGAUGGAACAGAAAGCAAGAUGCCAAUUUUUGUAUUAUAGGCUUACCCGUGCUAAACUGAUCAUUUAGUAUGGCUUAGACCGCGUCUCAACCAAUCACAAAGCUUGUUUUGACCAACCUGUUGCUCAGAAUUGUAACUUUAGAUUUAUUUUGUUUAAAUAAUCAAAUUCAAUAUUAUUUCAUUUUUGUGGUGUAUUUGGAUGACAGAAUCAUCACUUCGGCCCUAACUGUCAGCUGAUGACUACCACACAUUGAUAGUGAACAGUAGCCUACUCCUAUGAAGAUGACAUUAACAGUGUAGAGGAAAUAACUGUGUCCUUACAUGACUUCUACAGGUUCUUCCUGUUCUUUUCUGACAUUUCUUAAGGGGAAGUCCCUUGCUUUUUCUAUUUAGUGUAUUGCAUGAUGGUUGUGCAAAUAUUGUUUACUUUCCUCAUAUGAGAUAAGGACAAAACCUGUCUGGGGCUCCUAGGAUCCGGUUUCGCAGACACACAUUAAGCAUAGUCCGAGACUACAUUUAUUUUUAGACCAGGACUAGGCUUAAUCUGUGUCCAAGAAGAGGGCCCCUAGUGACUGUCUUUUAGAAGGUGGUGCGUUGACCUGAAGUAAUCUGUAAAAGAAAAAAGUAGAUGGAGACAACACAUUCAACAGGGCCAAGCUGAUGAACAUUGGCUAUGCUGAGGCCCUGAAAGAGUAUGACUACGACUGCUUUGUGUUCAGUGACGUGGACAUCAUCCCCAUGGAUGACCACAACACCUACAAAUGCUUCAGCCAGCCCAGACACCUGUCUGUCUCCAUGGACAAGUUUGGCUUCAAGUUGCCCUAUAACCAGUACUUUGGUGGUGUCUCAGCGUUAAGUAAGGAGCAGUUCCUUAAAAUCAACGGCUUUCCCAACAACUACUGGGGCUGGGGUGGUGAAGAUGAUGACAUUUUCAACAGGGUGAGCUCCAGAGGAAUGUCCAUCUCUCGUCCAGAUGGCGAGGUCGGGAAAUGCCGGAUGAUCCGUCACGAGAGAGACAAACUGAACAACCCAAAUCCUCAGAGGUUUGACAGAAUACAACGCACGAGACUGACGAUAAAUACCGAUGGGAUCAGCUCUCUCAAGUACGAAGUCGUCAAAGUGGAAAAGGAUGCUCUGUUCACGAAAAUCACUGUAGAUGUGGGGAAAACUCAGUGAAAGUUGAUGAAUGUUAGUAGUUGUUUUGCACAUCACUUAUCACAAGGUGGUGGGCAGAGAAAGCACAGCGGAACCAUGGAAUGCAGUACCGAGAAUGCUCUGAAUUCUCCGGAACACGUGUAUUUAUUGUGGAAACCAAUGGAUAGCACUUGGAUAAAUAGGAUGGCACAACAAGACCUCAUAAAUAUCAGAGUGGAUCAAAAUGUUUGAUCAACAUGUUUGACUUUUAAUGGCAGUACAAAAGGGAAGGCGUGUGGGACGAGGAAGUUAUUUUGUAUAUCAUUUGUAAUGAGUUGUCUUUGUGUAAUUCUGUAAGGGAGAACUACUUGGUUUAAAUGUGUAUAUAAGUUGUAUGAAUAUGCAUAUAGUUAAUGCGUAUUUUUUAUAUGGUUUCUUCUUUCAUUUUCGGCUAAGAUAUUUGAGAUGAUUAUGGUUUAAUAUAUUUUUUGCGGAAAUGUUUCCCAUGUUUGAAACUGUGUGAAAGGUCUUAAUCACAAUCUAAAAGCAACUAUUGGUUUGGUUACUUAUAUAUGUUUCUAAAAACACCAGUUGAUAACA
Messenger RNA from Salmo salar (Atlantic salmon), 3117 nucleotides. RefSeq names its product beta-1,4-galactosyltransferase 1. Gene Ontology annotation, biological process: protein N-linked glycosylation; carbohydrate metabolic process. The record is from RefSeq and is a predicted model, not a curated record. Gene Ontology annotation, cellular component: Golgi apparatus. Gene Ontology annotation, molecular function: cytoskeletal protein binding; beta-N-acetylglucosaminylglycopeptide beta-1,4-galactosyltransferase activity. Lineage: Eukaryota; Metazoa; Chordata; Actinopteri; Salmoniformes; Salmonidae.